This is a messenger RNA of Camellia sinensis, 1945 nucleotides long. RefSeq names its product laccase 6 (gene LAC6). Gene Ontology annotation, cellular component: apoplast. NCBI's taxonomy places the organism in Eukaryota, Viridiplantae, Streptophyta, Magnoliopsida, Ericales, Theaceae. Gene Ontology annotation, biological process: lignin catabolic process. Gene Ontology annotation, molecular function: hydroquinone:oxygen oxidoreductase activity; copper ion binding. The record is from RefSeq and is a predicted model, not a curated record.
AUCACCCCUUCUAGACUCCACUCCGCACUCUCUCUCUCUCUCUCCAAAUGGCCAACUUGUUCACUUCAUUCACACUAUGGUUGAUCAUAGUAUUGUGUACUCAAACCAUGCAUGCUAUGCCACUUUGGCCUGGUGGAAGAUCAACCAGGUUCUAUGACUUCAAGUUACAAACCAUGAAAAUCACUAAGCUCUGCAAUACAAGGGACAUAGUCACAGUCAAUGGAAUGUAUCCUGGACCUGUUGUUUAUGCUCAAGAAGAUGAUAGAGUGAUCAUCAGAGUCACCAACCAAUCUCCCUACAAUGCCACCAUCCACUGGCACGGUGUCCGACAGAGGUUGUCAUGCUGGUCGGAUGGUCCUUCCUACAUUACCCAGUGCCCAAUCCAAACGGGACAGACGUACACGUAUGAAUUCACAAUGCUGCAGCAAAAGGGCACAUUUCUUUGGCAUGCUCAUUUUUCAUGGCUAAGAGGGACUGUUUAUGGUGCCAUUGUUGUCUACCCUAAAACUGGAGUCCCAUACCCUUUUAAAUUCCCUUAUGAAGAGCACAUCAUCAUCCUAGGGGAGUAUUGGUUACGAGACCUUGUACAACUUGAGCAAGCAACUCUGGCGAGCGGCGGCGGUCCUCCACCAGCGGAUGCUUUUACGAUUAAUGGACACCCAGGCCCCAAGUACAAUUGUUCCAGUAAUGAUGUGUAUACGAUCAGUGUCGUCCCCGGAAAGACGUAUCUGUUAAGGUUAAUCAACGCAGCCUUGAACAUGGAGAACUUUUUCGCCAUCGCUAAUCACAAACUAACAAUAGUUGAAGCCGACGCCGAGUACACGAAACCGUUCACCACGGACCGUGUGAUGCUAGGACCCGGUCAAACACUCAACGUCCUCGUCACUGCAGACCAGCCAAUCGCACAAUACUCCAUGGGCAUGGGACCUUACAUGUCAGCAAGAAAUGUCCCAUUCCAAAAUAUAACAUCCAUUGCCUACUUCCAAUACCUAGGUGCCACAGCAAACAGCUUAGCUCUACCAGCACCGUUGCCGAGCUUUAAUGAUAAUCUUGCGGUUAAGACCGUCAUGGACGGGCUUAAAAGCCUUAAUUCCGUUAAUGUCCCUAAAGAGAUCGACACAAACCUAUUCAUCACUAUUGGGAUAAACGUUCAAAAAUGUAAAUCCAAGAUGUCACCGCAGAGCUGCCAAGGCAUUAAUGGCGGGGUUAUGGCCGCAUCGAUGAAUAACAUAAGCUUUAUUAAACCUAACAUUUCACUUCUAGAAGCUUAUUACAAAAAGAUUAAUGGCUACUAUACUGAGGAUUUCCCUGGGGUACCCCUUAAAUUCUAUGACUUUGUCAAUGGAGCACCUAAUAACAUCCCUAACGAUACAAGUUCCUUGAAUGGGACUAGGAUCAAGGUCCUUGAGUAUGGAACAAGGGUGCAGCUAAUCUUGCAGGACACUGGGACAGUUACCACCGAGAACCACCCAAUUCAUCUCCACGGUUACAGCUUCUAUGUCGUAGGGUUUGGUACCGGGAACUAUAACCCACAAACCGCCAAUUUGAACUUGGUUGAUCCACCUUACAUGAACACAAUUGGAGUUCCGGUGGGUGGAUGGGCCGCAAUCCGAUUUGUUGCCGACAAUCCAGGGGUUUGGUUCAUGCACUGUCACUUGGAGAUCCAUUUGUCAUGGGGCUUAUCGGUGGCGUUUAUUGUGAAGAAUGGGGUGGGAGAGCUAGAGACACUUCCUCACCCUCCGGCAGACCUGCCCCGGUGCUAGAGAGUUGUUGGAUUGUUGUUAAUAACUACAAGAUUUGACGGUUGUGAGCUUUCCAAUGUGAAGGAUUCUUUGACACGAAGUGUGUAUCACAGUGUUUUCCAUUUUCUUUCAGAUUAUGAGAAAUUGUGUUGUAGAGGAAGUUAAAGUCUGGAUGAAAUAAAACUGCAAAAUUGUUUUUUCCA